AUGAAUAUUCACGAGUUCCUCUCCGCGGAGGCCGAGUGCGACCGGGAGGGGAUGGUCGACCUCCGCUCCCUGGAUUGCAUCUCCAACUACGAUUCCCACCUCAUGUGUCCGAUCUGUCAUUGCGCGUUCGUCCAGCCAGUACGAUUGCAAUGCGAUCACGUCUUCUGUCGCAAAUGCCUCCGGUCCGCCAUCACCAGCUUCCGCUCGACCGACUCGGACGAGUUCCCGUGCCCCUCCUGCCGAACACCCACCAACGAGAUAUCGACAAGCGUGCCCCGCCUCUUGAUCAACAUGUGCGACGAUAUUCGAGUGCGAUGUCCGUUUAUAUCGGAGGGGUGCCAAGAGAUCCUGCCCCGCGGCCAUGUUCAGUCGCAUGUGGACAAAUACUGUGCAUACCGACCCGUGCCGUGCCCGGACACCUCGUGCGACAAGAUGACCCGCCAGCGGGACCUCCAUCCGGAUCAAAAAUGUAUACAUGGUCUUCGGCGGUGUUCGCGCUGUGAGGAAGACGUCAUGGAGCAGGACUAUGAGGAGCAUGACAAGGAGCUUUGUCCCAGUCUCGAGACUACGUGCGUGGACUGCGGCACAACGAUCGUUCGGCGAGAGUUGAAGAAACAUGUCGAGACUUGCCCGGAGGUGGUCAGCCCCUGUGCAGCAUCCAAAUAUGGAUGUCCCGUCAAAAUUCGACGAGCCGAGAUCGCGGGGCACGAACAGCUCUGUCCGCUGAUCGCAAUGGGCCCAUAUUUCGAGGCCCAAAACACCCGGCUGGACUCCCUCGAGCUGACCAUCCGACACCUCCAGCAACGAAAUGAGAUCUUCGAGGACGGGCUGGCCAACAUCCGAUCCACACUGGUUGACUCUGCGCGUGUCGGUAUGAGCGGCGCUAGCGGUGGAAACGACCAUCAGACGGAUCACAUGGAUGAGUCUGUGGAUCGCGCCUCCGGCGUAUUUUCCUCCAACGCCACAACAUACUUGCUUUCUCUGCAUGAGUCCUUGCGCGAGGAAGUCGGCCAGCUAUCACAUGCCAUCACAGACCUAGAUGCUCGCGCCAGUAUGACCAUCAUGAACGAGUCCUUACGAAUCAAAGAGGAUAUGGCCCACACCAACGCCGCUGUGAAUAGUGUUCGCAUGCAGGUGCAGUGGCUGAUGAAUCCUCGAUUGCACCAAGGCCCACGUGCGGGAGUGCGCGCCAACACUGCCACCGCCGGCGGUAAUGACACAAACCGGUCUCAGAUGGCGGCCUCGUCUGCAUCGGGGCCGAGCAGUACCGCCGGUUCCUCUCUGGGACCGCUGCGGCCCAGACGGCCGAGUGAUAGUGGUCGCGAGGGAACCAAGCUUUAA
Penicillium lagena is the source of this 1341-nucleotide messenger RNA. RefSeq lists its product as uncharacterized. The transcript has a single exon. Bases 1 to 1341 code for a protein of 446 amino acids. Gene Ontology annotation, molecular function: zinc ion binding. The record is from RefSeq and is a predicted model, not a curated record. NCBI's taxonomy places the organism in Eukaryota, Fungi, Ascomycota, Eurotiomycetes, Eurotiales, Aspergillaceae.